This is a messenger RNA of Zeugodacus cucurbitae (melon fly), 1546 nucleotides long. RefSeq names its product tRNA (adenine(58)-N(1))-methyltransferase non-catalytic subunit TRM6 (gene Trmt6). Gene Ontology annotation, cellular component: nucleus; tRNA (m1A) methyltransferase complex. The transcript has 2 exons. Bases 118 to 1479 code for a protein of 453 amino acids. The record is from RefSeq and is a predicted model, not a curated record. NCBI's taxonomy places the organism in Eukaryota, Metazoa, Arthropoda, Insecta, Diptera, Tephritidae. Gene Ontology annotation, biological process: tRNA methylation.
CGUGUUGACACUUGAACGUUUUUUGACGUUCUGACCAGCAAGUGUUUAUACCCGGUUUCUGUUUUUCGUGUGCCUCCAGAGUUUUUAAUAUUCAAAAUACAUAUUUUUCGGAAAACCAUGACGAAAACUGAGCUCAACGAAAUGCCCAAAAUUCAGCUGGGCGAUUACAUAGUAAUUCAACGGCAAAAGUAUACAAAAUUGCAGAAAUUCGGCAAUUUGGAUACCACAUCCAUGCUGGGUAAGGAGCAAUUGGAAUUACGCGGGCUUUUGGAUCAACCGUACAGUGCCACCUUCAAAAUGUGUCCAAAAGAGAGCACACCUUCCAAGCAGCGUGGCCAACGUAAUAUGCGUCUACAUACGUUAGAGCUAUGUAAUGAAUUGGAAAUGCGUGACAUACGUGAUCGUUUGGGUAUUUCAGCAAGUGGCGCCGAUAAUCGCGACAUAAUUGACGAUGGUGAUUCGCAAGCUUUGCGCCCACAGGAUAUCGAAGAACUGCGUGAACAACAUAGUGAAUCGACAAAAAUUAUUGAGAAAAUUGUUGAGAAUUCUAAAACAUUUCACGCCAAGACAGAGUACUCGCAAGAAAAGUAUUUGCGUAAAAAGGAGAAGAAAUAUUUUGAAUUUGUACAAAUACAUCGACCCACGCUGCGCUUAAUUACGGAGAUUUUCUAUCGACAAGAUGCUGACAAAGUGAUGGGCAUGCGUUUGGACACACUCUCUCAACUUAUCUCCUACUCUGGUGUGAGUGCGUUUGGCAACUAUUUGAUGUACGAAAGUGGCACAAAUGGUUUGCUACCCGCUAGUUUUCUGAAUUCAAUGGGUGCUGGUACCGAGGCAACAUUGGUACACAUGCACCCCGGCAAUGUGCCACAAAAGCAGGCAAUGUUAGCGCUAAAUUUGCCAUAUGAGCAAUUGCAACGUUGCAUCUCGGUCAAUUUGUAUUCCGUAUUGCGUGAGUACUAUCAAGGUGAAGUAACAGAACUUGCAGCAGCACCAGAUACACCAAUAGAAGAGAUAGAGCCCAGCAGUAAAAAACAGAAAUUGAACGAUGGUGAUGCGGCACCCACGUCUACAUCUAAUAGCGGUGAAAGUAAUGGCGAAAGCAACGAAUCGCCAGCGGUGUCACCAUCCAAUACUUCUGUGCAAGCACAGAAAUGGCAAGUGGAGAACCGUCGUGCCUGUGAACUUAUGCGUGCGAAAUUCGAUGGACUUGUGAUUGUAGCCAAGGAGCAUCCGAGCAACAUAGUACAAGCCUUGCUGCCUUUUGUAAAAUCCUCACGUCCAAUUGUAGUGUACAGCCAAAGUAAGGAGCUACUGAUGGAUCUGCAUGUCGAACUUAAAACCAGUUCGAAUGCCACAAAUCUGCAUUUAACUUCAAAUUGGUUACGCUAUUAUCAAAUAUUACCAAAUCGCACGCAUCCGGAAGUGAAUAUGAAUGGUAACAGUGGUUACCUAUUGACUGGUUAUACUAUAGGUUAACAGUUUUAGUUUAUAAUUAUUAUUAUUUUACUUCAAUUAAAUACAAUCAUAUGUGUGUAAAGACGUA